Messenger RNA from Ornithodoros turicata, 1164 nucleotides. RefSeq lists its product as uncharacterized. The transcript has 11 exons. Gene Ontology annotation, molecular function: metallopeptidase activity. The record is from RefSeq and is a predicted model, not a curated record. Bases 38 to 1093 code for a protein of 351 amino acids. NCBI's taxonomy places the organism in Eukaryota, Metazoa, Arthropoda, Arachnida, Ixodida, Argasidae.
AACGCACUUACUUGACGCGCAGGCUCAAUAGGAGACCAUGUCAGCUAUCUUUGUGAUAGGUCUGCUCUCGGCUAUCCUAGCGAGGAAUUCCAUUGAUGCGUGUUGCUAUGAGACACCAACGCCAGCCGUGCAUUUUAAUCCUGACAUGAACCUUGGUGUGCACGUCUACACGGAUGUCAACUUCACAAGGAAUUUCAGCGAUCCUGAUGAUGCCAGGAAAUACGUGCUUCGGUUCUUCAAGUCGGUAUUCCUAAGGUUUCAAUCGGCGCACGAAAACCUGAAACUUCACUUGGUGAACAUAACUUUUCUGAACGACACAAAAGUGGAAAACGAGUGUUUUACCCUUUACGAUCACCACACCACGAGUCUUGGCAAACCAGUCGUCUUGAAGUACCUUAAACUUGACGAGUCACUAGAUAAAUUUACAAAGUGUAUGAAGAACUCAAAUUCAAUUGCAUAUUCACCGGGAGGUGCUCCAUUAGUAUACGUCCUUACAGGGCACGACACAAUGAGGACAGUAGGAAAAGAACACAAGCGAUGGCCAGGCUAUUCAGCACGAGGUGGAGUAUGUAAAGAGAACAACGUGGCCAUCGGACCGGAAAAGCCGGGAACCUUCCUUGGGAUACUUGCGGCCGCCCGAUUACUUGCGAGAUUAUUGGGAUCUGAUUAUGAUGUAAGGAGGAGUGGUGCAAACGCAAAUAUCCCGGACUGCCAACAAGCCAGAAAACACAUAAUGUCGUACUAUGAAGACUCCCCAGACUCCCACACAUUCUCUUGGUGUUCAAAGUCCGAGAUGGAAGCUACACUCAAAAGCUACGCGUGUACCAAAGCGAGUGGCAAGAAGAUUGAUAUUGGCAGCGACGUUCAUUACCCAGGAAAAGAUUUGAGCCGUGACAACCAGUGCAAAAGAAUUCACUACAAGCUCUAUGCCAGCGGAAACGAGUACAGAUGUGUGCUUGGAUGUCAGACCACACGCGCAACUGGACCAGUAGAGGAGUACGCGAUACUUGACGGAAUGCCUUGCAACGACAAGAGUAAUGGUCGGUGCUAUGUUGGCGAGUGCAGACAAGACACACCAAUCCUUCGAAACUAGCCUCGACCACGGAUGCGACAAGUUCAAUCGACACCGUUUGAGUUCAGUUCAAUAAAGUGGAUUUCGAAUGU